AUGGCAGCAGCAGCAGCCGCGACGAUGCUGCUCGCACGAGCAGAUUCGGCGAUUAUGCGCACCAAGAGAGACGCGACGAAUGUCUCGAUUGCGGAAAUCGACGCGCCGACGACGACAUACCCGCACCGAGACCACCCUAUCGCCCUCAGAGAACCCAUCGCCAAGGCAGUCGACGAAUACGUACUUCAGAACUGGGACUUUGAAGGGGACGAGGCUUGCAGACGGAGAUUCCUGUCUAGCGGAGUGGGCAGUCUCGCAUUCGAAUACUUCCCGUCAGCGCUGGAGGAGCGGAUAGGUCUGGUAGCGCGACAUCUCGCAGUGGUGUUCCUCAUCUCUGGUAAGUUUGUCCACAGCCCUAUACCGGAAUUACCUCGAUUGAUGGGUUGUCAGAUUCGUUGUCCGAGUACGAAGCAGAAGAUGGCGAAGAAUAUGUCGAAGCUCUAGAAGCCGCAGCGAAAGGGUACUGGAUGCCUGAUGAAGAAGUCCCGGCGGUCUGGAUGCUCUGCAGCUUAUUUGACGAGAUGCGAACGAUCGACUAUGUCCUGGUUGACGAUGUGAUGGAGACGACAUUGGGCCAUCUACGAGCAUGUCUCUUCAGACGUGGCAGGACGACAAACAGAGGUGAUGGGAGAAGAUCGCCGGGUUUCCGGAUAGGCGCUGCUCUGGUCUCGUCGCUGUCAUCGUUUGCGACGGGAAUGGAGGCUGAUGGGUGGUGA
Molecule: messenger RNA, 716 nt
Organism: Lecanosticta acicola
Lineage: Eukaryota; Fungi; Ascomycota; Dothideomycetes; Mycosphaerellales; Mycosphaerellaceae
Source: the annotation of a GenBank genome assembly